This is a messenger RNA of Lotus japonicus, 4387 nucleotides long. RefSeq lists its product as uncharacterized. The coding region runs from base 3477 to 4223 and encodes 248 amino acids. The transcript is spliced from 5 exons. Lineage: Eukaryota; Viridiplantae; Streptophyta; Magnoliopsida; Fabales; Fabaceae. The record is from RefSeq and is a predicted model, not a curated record.
CCCUUGCUUCCAUCAAGCCUAACCCUUCCUCAUUUUUGUGACCCCAUGGCUAUUCUUGUCAAACUCAAUAAUCGCCAGUAAAUGAAACCAACCUGUAGCUACCAUUUAGUGAGUCAUUCAAUUCAACACGCGCUAUUUGCAGUUCCUGAACUUCUUGCCUAUAUCAGGUAUAAGCACAUGCACUGCAUGAAAACUGAGGAUCAGAACAUGGAAGGAGAAAGAAGGAAGAGGAAAUUAGGGAAUGAAGAAGAAGAAAGUGAAGAGCAGCAGACACUCUACGAUCAACGACAACGUCAGACGCCCCCUUCCUCCACCAUUCGCUUAGCUGUGACCCAAUAUUAAAAGCUUUGUCAACUAGUGCAGUAAGCUCCUCUUUAAACGAACGGGCAACGAUUAAAAUAGUUUUUAGUGAGUGGUGUUUCCCGUUCACCUUUGUACACUCGAACGAUCUUUAGCGGUGGAAAAAGAAAUUCAGGAAAAAGCUUGCAAUGCCCUUUUGUUCAAGGUAAAUUUGCUUUUGCCUUCCUAUUAUUUGUCUGACUUCCCUUUCAAAGAAAUUUCUUCCUUUUGAAAAUUCUCUUCUAACUAUAUGUGUAAUUUUUCAAUUUUUACUAUCUAUUCUAUAGCUGAAUCAAAUUGACAGUUUAAUUGAUAGCGUUGAAGUUGUGGAGAUGAAUAAGAUAGCUUGCACUGAGGAGUCAUGGCUAGCCACCAAAGGUUUUGAACAUUAUUGGUUGCCCCCUCAGCUCCUGAUUUUGUUUCAUUUUCUAACAGUGUAUCUUUCUAUGUUUGUGCUCACUAAUGUGUUUCAUAUUAUAGUUGUUACAUUCAUUGGUUGACACAUUCAUUUAUCCACAGUUUGAAUAGGGUCUCUUGAUUGAGAAGAAAUAUAGAGGUUGAAGAGGCGCAUGAAAAUGGUUGUCAACAAAGGCCAUAUAAUAUAGUAGAGAUGCUUUGAUGUCUCGGUUUGUUUUUUAUAUGACUUUGUAUCGUGUGUUUAUUGUUUGUUUGAAUUUUUUUGAAUAAAUUGUGAGAUUGUUCUGUCUAUCCACUAAAGUGGCAACCAACAGAAUGCAACUCUGUGCCUAAAACAACACCAGCACUCAAAUACCGCUUGAGAAUUCCUUUACCUUCACUCUAGGUGCGCUUGGGAAGACAACCCCAUAUUAAACCAGGAGAUUUGGAUUUUCCAAAUAAAACAUGUGUGACACUAGCAUUGAAAUACUUUCCAUGUCAUCUACUCUUAAACCAGAAAAAUUUAUGAAAAUAUUAACCAUGAGCUUUUACUCAUUGUCUAAUAAAUCCAAAGAAUAGAACAAGACAAAAGUAGGAGGAGUGCUCUAAAAAUCACAUACACUCAAUAUCUAUCGUCUAAGUCAAUCGGGUGCAAGAGGAAUCGCAUAUGGAUUAGUAUCUAUAGGAUAACUGUAUAAACUCAUUGGGAACAUCAUACACUUUCAAAAUUUUGUUUUGGUUGUAAUAUUUGAGAAUGAGCUAGAAAGGCGCUGAGAUAGUCAAGGCAGUAGAUGGAAUAAAAAUAUUGGGUCAGUUUGUGUGGAGUGAUGAGAGGAAGUUAGCAGAAAAUAUUUUUAGAGUUGGGACCUUUUGGUUUUUCUUAUAUGUACUUUUUAGAUUUUCCUAUUAGGCUCUGGUCCUUGCAUUUUCCAAGUGCAUGUUGUUGGAUAACCUCCAACUGACAUUUGGUAAUACUAGGGAAAGAGAAAUAUUGGUGUGGUGACUUGGUUGACAGAUAGCCCAAAUGGAAACAUUAACUUUUCAUUUUUCUUGCAGCUAUAUAACAUGAUUAAGUAAGCAGCUAGUACAAAAUUCAGUAUGCAAGUAUGAAGGACACCAUUUUAAGUUUUCAGUCUUUCAAAAUUGUGUUUUGGAAUAAGAAGACUGGGACAAUUUGUUUGGCGUGAUGAGGAAGUGACCACAAAAUACAUAUAGAGUGAGACCUUCUAGAUUUUCUUAUAUUUACUUUUAAGAUUUGCCUAUUCGGCACCACUCCUUUCACUUUCUUUCAUACAAGUGCUCCCUGCAUGUUGUUAAAUAACCUCCAAGUGAGAUUUGGUAAUACUAGCGAAAGAGAUUGGUGUGGUGACUUAGAUGACAUAUAGCUCAAAUGGAAACCAUAGCGUUUUAUUUUACUUGCAAUUGUAUAACAUGAAUUAGCAUACAUGUGGUGCAAAAUAUAAUCCCCAUGUGUGAGGGACACCAUGAUUUAGCAAGCAACUGGUAAAAAAUCCAAUCUGCAAGUAUGUGAGACACCAUUUUCCAAAAUAUUGUUUUGACUGGUGAUGAUUGAGAAGGAACUAGAUAUGUAAGGCUGGGAAGGUCAAGGUAAAUAGAAUGAGAAAAAGAUUGGGGUUGUUUAUCUGAAUUGAUAAGGUCGAAAGCAUAUAAUAUUUAUAGAGUAAUUAAAGGUUAAGGGAUACCGACAUACUGUGGAAGGUUUAUUGUAGUAGCAUUUAGUUAUCUACACGACUACACCUAUGUCGUUAAUUUAGAUAGGAAUGCAAAAGUUUUGAUGACCUAAUCUAUAUUUUGGUGCAAACCUAUGAUGUUGGUUUUGACGCAGAAAUAAUGGAAACAAGAGUUUGAGUGAGCCCUUGAGUCGAGAACUCUUAGGCACAACAAAACAACAAAUUCUGGUUAUGGAAAAGGUUAUCAGAUCAGAGGUUAUCGGUGCGUUUAAUUUGCUGUCAUCACCACCGAUCCCUUCAUCGAACUUUCUUCUGCAAUCCACGUUAAAUGCACUACCAAUGAUCCCUCAUACUAGACCUAGACCUGUGAUUCUGUGAAUCAAUUCUUGCGACUAAGGGUCCAGAAGGAAGAAUCAAUUGAGCUUACUUUAGAACCACUCAACAACACCAUUAUCAGUGCUAGAGAAGAUGUUAUAUUCAUGUUUGGGAUUCUGAGGUGGGAAAACUUCUUAGGUUGUGUUUGGAUGGGGUGAUUUUUGGGGGGAAUGUAAUUCUAGAGGGUAUUUUAAAUCCCUUAAAUUGAAAUACCUUGUUUGGAUAUUUAUUUGUGGAAUUCUGAAAAUACUGGUAAUUAAAAGAGGUAAUUUAAUGAAGGGAUUAUGGGGUAAUCAAAAUACCCUCAAAAUUGGAAGUAAUUGGAAAAUCCCUCACUGGCUCGUGUCUCUCACUCUCUCGUUCUCGCUCCCAAUCUCACUCUCGCUCCCGAUCUCAACCUCUCUGCGAUCUCGUUCUCUCGUUCUCGCUCUCCCGAUUCAUGGAGUGGCUCUUUCUUCCCUCUUCAUUCAGGCUACUGCUAUAAGUGGAUACACUAGCAACUCUGCUUCUGCCAAGAAGUGCAGAAAGAAGAAGGUAAAAAAUAUAGGAUUUACUGGCGUUUUCAGGUUGAUUUUUAAGCCGCUAGUUAAUGAAUUUCCUGGCUUUGCAGCAGUAUGUUAUUCAUUGAGGCAGAAGGAGAGAUGAGGGGAAAAAGGAAAAUGGCGGAAGCUAGUAAUGAGGAUAAGAAAGAUGAUAGCAGAGCUUACUUUACUUGGAACUUGGAGAUGGACCGUGCACUUGCUGAUAUACUUAGAGAUCACAGAAGCAUGGGAAACAAGAGUGAUGGUGCAUGGAAAGCAGUGGCAUAUAACACUGCGGCUCAAAUGUUGUCUUCACGCUUCAAUUUGCAACUUAUUGAAAGCAGUGGCAUAUAUGAUUUCUGUUACAAAUGAAGAUGCAUGGAAUGAGUAUGUCAAGUCACAUAAUGACGCUAAGAGGUUUCGAUUUAAGGUGAUUGCUAAUUGGGAUGACAUUGUAGACUUGUGUGCUAAAGAUAGAGCAACAGGAAUUGGAGCGGAGACAUCCUUGGAUGCAGAUGACAUCAUGAGCAAAGAAGCAAAUGAGGAUGGAGCUAAUAUUGUGGAUAUUGAUGCUGAUGAACAAAGCUCUACAACAAGGAAAAGCAAACAACCAAUGGAAUUCAAAAAGGGAAAAAGUGGAGAGAAGAAUGGGAUAAUUACUUCAAUGAAUAAAGUGGCUGAGUCAUUGAGUGAAUUUGUGCAAGCAACUAGAAAAGGGGUGAAAAAUGUCCAAGAAGUGGUUCAUGAUGUGAUGGAUGAGCUAAAGAACAUUCCGGACCUUAAUGGCACUCAAUGGCUAAAAGCAGUGGAUUGGCUUUCAGAAAAUCCAAAUAAGUUGGAGAUUUUGAAAGCUCUUCCCAUGGAGAGAAAGAAAGAUUACAUCUUAGCUUUUAUGCACUGAUUCGUGAUUUGCUAUAGUUUAUGGACUCAUUUGUAGUGUUUUCAACUUUUCAUUAUGCCACUGUUGAGACUUUGUUUUAUUUAUUUUUCAUUUGGAUUGAUGUUAGCACUUGUUAUAAACACAGUUUGAAAUUUAAAUAAUAGAAAAUGUGAUAUCUCGAUGAA